GAGGAGUAGAGGAGUGAGAGAAAGAGUAGAGGAGGAGUAGAGCUGUACCUAAUAAAGUGUCCGUGUGUGUUGAGGAAGUGUCUGAGCACUUCCUGUUGAAGCUGUGAACAGGAAGUGAAGAGAUGGCGACUUUUCUCAUCAUCACCGCGAUUCUGGCUGUAGGGGUCCCUGUGUCCCGCGGGGGGCGCUGUGUUCCCGGGGCGCCCUGUGACGUCAGCGCAGACGACCGCUCCGUCCUGCAGGCGGCGCUCGCGGCUGCGCAGACCUACAACAACCAAUCAAACGACAGCUUCCUGUUCAGACCCCAACGCAUCAUCAAGGCCCAGAGACAGGUGGUGAAGGGCGUCCGGUUCCUCUUGGACCUGGAUCUGUGCAGAACCGUGUGUCGAAAACGAGACAAACCUCAGAAGAAUCUCCAGGACUGUGACCUGCAGCCCCCAGGUCCUCUGCACCAGAUGUUCCGGUGUCACGUGGAGAUCUGGGUCGUGCCCUGGAGCCACCACCGCGUCACUCAGAGACUCGACUGCCAAUCAGAGCGCAGAGAGCAGAGCUUUGGCCAAUCGGAGCGCAGAAUGAUGGUGUCUGAGUGAGACGUGUGAAAGGGGGCGGGGUUAGAGUUUGUUGUGUUCAGUUGUGCGUUUUGUGUGUUUUUGUGUUUAUGGAGACUCGUCCAAGUCUAAAUAAAAUUCUUUUGUCUUCGGA
Molecule: messenger RNA, 702 nt
Organism: Boleophthalmus pectinirostris (great blue-spotted mudskipper)
Lineage: Eukaryota; Metazoa; Chordata; Actinopteri; Gobiiformes; Gobiidae
Product: cystatin-F
Exons: 4
Coding region: 123-590 (155 amino acids)
Biological process (GO): immune response; positive regulation of myelination; negative regulation of microglial cell activation
Cellular component (GO): endoplasmic reticulum; late endosome; Golgi apparatus
Molecular function (GO): cysteine-type endopeptidase inhibitor activity
Source: RefSeq, a predicted model, not a curated record